AUGCCUGCCUCCACCCGUCUCACCCCCAUCCGUCUCCAGACCAUCAACCACCUGCGCGUCCGGAGACCCAACAAGAACGAGCCCAACGGCUGUGUCAAUGUGAUGUCCGCGAUGCUGAGUUGCUGGGCUUCGGCCGGUGGUUCCAUCGAAGGGUGCGCGGCUCUGGAACAGCAAUUGAGACAGUGCAUGGAUGCUCCUAGACCCAAGCGCCAGGGACGCAGCACCAUCAACUACCACCUCAUGAGAAUGUUCCCCAACGUCCGUGGACCGCAGAAGAAGGAUGGUGUUUUGGGUUAG
Molecule: messenger RNA, 297 nt
Organism: Aspergillus uvarum CBS 121591
Lineage: Eukaryota; Fungi; Ascomycota; Eurotiomycetes; Eurotiales; Aspergillaceae
Product: mitochondrial 37S ribosomal protein mS37
Exons: 3
Coding region: 1-297 (98 amino acids)
Biological process (GO): mitochondrial translation
Cellular component (GO): mitochondrial small ribosomal subunit
Molecular function (GO): structural constituent of ribosome
Source: RefSeq, a predicted model, not a curated record